GCACGGGACAAGGAGUAGCAUGCCAUACAACAGCUCUGGUUUGUACGCUGGUGGAGAUGAUGGCUCUCAAUGGGCCCGACCAAAAAUAAGGCUCACACCAAUAAGCUUGCCUAAGUUCUCCGGGGACAGGAGGGACUAUUGGCGUUGGAAGGCUGAAUGGGAGAGUAUCCAGAUGCAGGCAGAACCUACAGGGUCAAGGGAAUGCAAGAAACUUCACUUGCUAGACAGUAUUGACGAGUCUGUGAAAAGUGAGCUCAGACUGUUGCGCUGCAGAGAUGCAAACGACAUCUUCAGGGAAUUAGAAAACCGUUAUGGUGACAAAGCACAAACGGCAGAAGAGAUUGUGUUGGAGCUUCAAUCACGACCUGCUGUCAAGAACCACCAGCCACGAGAGACGUUAGAGUUGAUCCUAGCGGUGGAGAGGGCAGCAUUGGACCUCAUGGACCUAGGGUGUGCAGACGCUCUACAAAAUCAGCUGGUGAUACGGUCUUUAGAGAGCAAACUCCCUGAUGUCAUGAAAAGAGAGUGGCUCAUGUGUGUGAGAGACCCUGUUGAUGUCGUCCACCCAGGAAACCGUUUUGACAGGCUCUUGCUGUUUCUGGAAGACCAAAAGUCUUUGCUCGUGAGGUUGGAGCAGUUGCUGCCCAGCAAGCCAUGGCCUGCUAAUACUCCUGAGCGAUCAAGCUACCGGGAGAAACCAAGUGACAGAUGGAAAGAGAAAAAGUCGUUCACUAAGACUACGGCGAGUGAAGUCAAAAGAGACUCCAAGCAGUUAGCAUGUCCUGUGUGUAGUAAUGAAGAACAUGGAGGUAAACUGUUUCGCUGUAAAGCUUUCAGGAAGGCCAGUCUGUCUGAGAAGAAAUCUCUCUUGGAAAAGGCGAAAGCAUGUACAAAGUGCUUAGAUGUUCACGGGUUAGACAGUGGCUGCACUUCAAAGUUCCUUUGUCGUAAGGAGGAGUGUAAGAAAAGCAACACUCCAGUGGACCACCACUAUUUCCUCUGCCCUAAGGCAUCAGCUGAGAAGGAUGCUAUCAAGAGGGAAAACAAAGCAGGGGAAAAGAGGGGACCUCGUGGUCCGACGGAGGAGCAAGAGGCUGUGUUUGCAGAGUUGGGACUGACUCCCCACCAGUUGCAGGCUGUGCGUAAAGCCUGCACUAACAAGGCAAUGUCAACAGUGUGUUCUGGCAAGAGUCUGAUAGGACAAAGUGGCUUGAAAGAACAUCCAGUCCUCAUGAUGCUCGUACCUGUCACAACAAAGAGGGGAGACAGUCUUGGAGCCUUGGUCGAUCUCGCGUCUGACACAAACUAUAUUACACACCAAGCUGCAGAAAGGCUUGGACUGACAGGUGAACCAAUAUCCCUUGUCGUGUAUGGUGUCGGCACAAUGAAGGUGAAGGUUGAUACAAAAAGGUAUCUUGUGACAAUAAAGGUGUGGACCUCAAGAGGAACCCUGAAACUUCAUAAGAUGAUCUGCUACGGGAUGGAAGACAUCGCCAAAGUGGAUCGAGUGGUGGGAUCAGAGCGAUUAGAGCAGUUCUUCCCUGAAACUAAGCCGGGAGAACUGGCCCGCCCAGAGAAGAUCGAUCUAUUGAUCAGUACUCGAGAAGGUCGAUUAGCUCCACAAAGGCUGCAAAGGGUCGGCGACCUGGUGUUGUGGGAUGGUCCUCUUGGUAAGAUUGUGAGUGGUGUCCAUCCAGACCUCUUUGAAGAAGUGGCAGUGACCACAUGGCAGUCAGAGACGCACUUUGCUCACUCAAUGAGGUCUGUAGCCGUCAAAGUAAAGGAACAAUUCGUGGGAAGGCCAGGAUGCCACUUGGAGCAAGAAAGCAGUGUAGAAGUUCGAAUGACAGCAGUGUGCAAUAAAGAAAUCCUUGAGUGGCUAAAAUGGGAUAGCAUCGGUGCUGCCUGUGACCCUACCUGUGGAGGGUGUCGCUGCGGAAAGUGCUCACCAGGAGGGAAGGAGAUGUCUUUGGCUGAUGAGAAAGAGCUGGAGAUAAUAAAGGCAGGUCUAACCUACAGGGAGGGAGACGCUCACAGCAACCAGCCACACUGGGAUGCGAAGUAUCCCUGGAAGGAAGACCCAGCCUCUCUUCCCAACAACCGAAAAGCUGUGGAAGCAACUUUCCUGAGGGCUGAGAAGCGGCUUGAGAGAGACCCCCUGUGGAAAGAGGCUUACAAAAGGCAAGUCCACGAGAUGGUGGGGAGAGGUGCUGCUGUUAAGCUCACUAAAGACGUGAUGGACAGCUGGAAAGGUGCAGUGUGGUGGGUGAGCCACUUAACCGCUCCAAAUCCCCACUCAGUGACUACGCCGGUGCGUCUCGUCUGGAACAGCAGCCAGGAGUUUAGGGGCGUAAGCAUGAAUAGCAUUUUGCUCAAAGGCCCAGACGUCCUAAAUCCCAUCAGAGCAGUGCUCCUCAGAUUCCGAGAAGGAAGACAUGCCACCAUUGGAGACGUCACAAAGAUGUACAACUCGGUUUGGCUGGAGGAACAAGAGGUCCAUGUGCAUCGGUUUCUAUGGAGAGACUCACCAGAGGAUGAAAUUGAGGAUUAUGCUGUCGUGAGAGUGAACAUGGGAGACAAACCAGCGGGGUGCAUUGCACAGGUUGCCAUGCGGGAGACCGCAAAGUUACCCCAGUUCUCUGAGAUGAAGGAGGAAAGAAGAGUCAUCGAGGAAGAUUCCUAUGUAGAUGACCUCCUGACGUCCCACAAUGACCCACGCUGUCUAGACAAGAUCCAAGCAGGAGUAGAAAAAAUACUGAAAGCAGGAGGCUUUUACCUCAAACCUUGGGUCCGGUCUGGUCAAAGUGGGAGGCGGGACGGGGCAGAGUCCAAGCAAAUGACUCUGAUUUUGCCCAACCAACUAAGGGAGGAAGAUAACAAAGCUCUGGGGGUUGGUUACCUCGUGCAGGAGGACAAACUCUUUGUAAUGGUCUCCAUCAACUUCUCCAGAAGGAAGAAGAAGAUGAGGACUGAGAUUGACCUCACUGAAGAGGAAGUGGAAGUAAAGACACCGAACCCACUGACUCGUCGCGUCCUACUGAGCCAAAUCGCCGGGUUGUAUGACCCGAUCGGUCUAGUUACGCCUGUGAAGCAGAAAGGGGUGAUCCUUGUGAGAAGAGCUUUCCAGGAAGCUGGCAAGCUUAAUAAAGACACCUGGGAUGAACCUCUGUCUGACGAGCUCAGGGGAAAGGCAAUUGAACUGUUCAAGGAGUACACUCGUUUGAGUAGCAUUAAAUUCCACAGGAGCCUCACACCCCCUGACUGGAGGGGUACACCCUGGGGAAUCACGUUUUCUGACGGGAGCUGUGAGUCUUAUGGCGCUGUACUAUACUUGCGGUGGGAGACGUCAAAUGGUGUGGUCAUCCGUCUGGUAGAGUCGAAAGCCAAGUUAACCCCCCUCAACCAAAAAGGUGACGCUGUCAAAGCUGAGGUAUGCGGAGCUGUCUUCGCUACACGUCUAAAGGGAUACAUAUUGAAGCAUGGACGGUUAAACGUGGGAAGGUGGUACCACUUCAUCGACAGUCAGACGGUGCUGGGGGCUAUCCAGAGAGAGAGUUACGGAUUCCAAACAUUCUUUGCGAACAGAGUCGGAGAGAUUCAGAAGGCUGGACCCGUAACUGACUGGUGGUGGAUCCCUGGCGAAGUCAACAUCGCUGAUUUAGUCACAAGGGGGUGCUCUCCUGAUUCUUUAGAUGAGAACUCUUUGUGGCAGGAAGGUCCCAAGUUCCUGUCUAGUCCAGUCGAGGAUUGGCCCAUGAAGUCUGCUUCAGAAGUGGCAGCUGAUGCUAGGGAGGUGGUGAGUAAACUCCAGAGAAAGGCCUUUUCAGCAGUCCUCACCAGAACUCAAGCCAAGAAGCAGUUGAAUCCCGAUAGUCCUGGUGGUGAAGAUCCAAUAGCUACAGAUGAAAUAAGCAGGGUUUCAGUGUCUCCAGAAAAUGGAAAAUUGACCUUAGCUGAGUCUGAAGAAGCAGAGACGCUGUGGGGAGCUAUGCUCAUAGACCAAGUUGAACCAACAAGGUGCAGUUCUCUAGCUAAGCUUUGUGGGGUGGUUGGUUAUGUCCGCAGAGCUGUGAAGAAGUGGUUGGCCUGUGCAAGCAGGACCUCAAUACCAGCAAAGUGGGAGGCAGUAUUGACAGUUAAGGAACGGAAAGCUGCAUUCCAAGACCUGUGCCUAGCCGCUCAGAAGGGAGUUACGUUUCCUGUGACAAUGCUAAACAGACUUGUUGUCAGCAAGGAUGAAGCUUCUGGGCUCCUAAAAUGCUAUGGUAGAGUCCAGACCAUUACCCAAGGAGAUGCCGGUGUUCCCCUGAUCCCUUACAAUGCGUGGAUUAGCACCCUUCUCACACGAGAAGCCCAUGAGGUUAACCAUGAGGGUGUUGCUGGCACACUCCUCCAGGUGAGGUCUAAAGCAUGGGUGGUGAUGGGACCAAGGAUUGCCAGAAAAGUCAUUGACUCCUGUAUGCACUGUCGAAAGACCAAAGCGAGAAUGUGUAAACAGGUGAUGAGUGAGCUUCCCCUCGAACGAACUGUACCAGCCGCACCUUUUGAAUAUACAACAUUGGACCUUUUCGGACCAUAUGUUGUUAAGGAUAAUGUAAGAAGAAGAACAAAGAUGAAAAUCUGGGGUGUAGUAUUCAGCUGUAUGGCUUCGAGGGCAGUACAUGCUGACAUUGUGGAAGAUUUGUCGACGGAAGGAUUCCUGAAAGCAUACCAGCGCUUCACUGCUCUCAGGGGUCACCCAAGAAAGCUCUGGUCGGAUCAAGGGACAAACUUUGUGGGCGCCAGACCAGUAUUACAGGAGCUUUAUGAGUUCUUAAGUGGCAUCGACAAGGAUCAGGUCCAGAAGAAGGCGGCAGCUGUGGGAACUGAUUGGAUGUGGGUGUUUCACCCGGCGGACUCUCCCCACCGAAAUGGUGCAGCUGAGGCAGCUGUCCGUGUACUCAAGAGAGCGUUAAGCAGUGUUGGCGAAGAAGGUAACCUGACAGCGUUAGAGUUCCAAACCCUCCUGUACCUUGCUGCUAACCUGUCAAAUGAGAGACCAAUCGGUGCCAGGGCCCAGGUACAAGAUGAGACUGUGGAAGUCAUCACUCCUAACUCUCUUCUGCUUGGUCGCUCAGGACCCACUGGGGACUCCCGAGGGUUUCAGUAUCCAACUUACCCUUUUGUGCGGUUGAGAGCAAUCCAAAUCGAGGUUGACAAGUUCUGGAAGCGGUGGAGCCAGUUGGCAGGUCCAGGUCUCUACAUACGUCAGAAGUGGCACGCACCUGCUAGAAAUGUUGCUGCGGGGGACCUGGUUUGGUUGGCUGACCAGAAUGCGCUGAGGGGCCAGUUCAGGCUGGGUCGAGUCGUGGAAGUGUGUCCUGAUGUGAAAGGUGUAGUACGAGACGUGAGGGUGAGAACAUGCCGAAGCUGUCCAGUUUUUGGUGGACAGGUCAAGAAAACCCAAGGUAUGGAGAACUAUCUCUCCACCAUCCUCCAUAGGGACGUUAGGAGGUUGGUGGUUCUACUUCCAGUGGAGGAACAGUAAAGUAGUCCCCACCAUGGUGUGUUUCGGUUGGAAAAUAGUCCCCACCAUGGUGUGUUUCGGUUGGAAAGGGAUCCCCACCAUGGUGUGUUUCGGUGAAGGAUCAAGACUCUCCCCACUACCAUCCUCCUGAAGGCUGGUAGUGUGUUUCGGUAAAGAAGGAUAUAAUGUCAUCAAUGACAAUGUGUGUUUUAUGGUGGCCUACUUGGAUUCCAGAAUCAGUAGACCAAGUGGGAGGUGUAGAACUUUCCAGUAGGUGGAACUAGUGAGAUAUAUAUAAUUAUAUUAAGAGAGAGAUUCAAAAAUAUAUAUUUAGAGAUGGAUGUUAACAUUAUGUUAUAGUGUAUUUGAGGAAAUAAGUGUGUACAUUUACUGACAUGUUCCAAAUGGGGUAUAUUUAUGUUAUAUUUGGUGAAAUAUGUUAUAUCCUUACAAGGCAGUUAGCAUCUUUUCUAUUUGGCUGUGUAACUUUAAUUAGUUUAAGUGCGCAGGCGUUUCACCUUUAAGUUUCAUUUUCGUUUAGUCGAUGUUCAGGACUGGUACGCCUUGCCGGUUUACAACCUAACUAAUAAUGUCACUAAUCCAGCUAACAGGCUAGCAUAGCAGUAGCUUUCAGGCUAGUUUGUGGAUGAGUAUUGUGUGUGAAAAAUAAAAGCUCAUAUAGUGA
Pimephales promelas (fathead minnow) is the source of this 6191-nucleotide messenger RNA. NCBI's taxonomy places the organism in Eukaryota, Metazoa, Chordata, Actinopteri, Cypriniformes, Leuciscidae. The record is from RefSeq and is a predicted model, not a curated record.